AUGUAUUUGAAGGUGAACAAUGUGGUGGUUUUGCAGAUUUUUGCAAGAAUCACUGUGGAGGAGUUCAUCCUCUUGGGCUUGUCCAGCAACUGUCAUUUAAACAUCAUCCUGUGUGUGGUUCUAUUAGUUGUCUUCCUGCUGUCCAUAAUGGGAAACAUCAUUGUUGUCACCCUCCCCCUCAGGGACCAUCGCCUUCAGUCCCCCAUGUAUUUCUUCCCCAGGAACUUCUGCCUCUUGGAAAUCUGCUUCACCUCCGUCGUCAUGCCCAGGUUCCUCCACAGCCUCCUGACAGAGAGAAAGGCUGUUACUCUGGAACCUUGUUUACUUCAGUCAUUUUUCUUCUUCUUCCUGGGCUCCUCUACGUUUUUCCACCUGGCUUUAAUGUCCUUUGAUCGUUACGUGGCUAUCUGCAACCUGCUACAUUACAUCACUGUAAUGAGCAACAGGGUCUGCCUCUACUUAGUGCUUGGCUGCUGGCUGGUGAGUUUCCUACUGGUGCUUCCUACCACCGUUCUCUUUGUCCGCUUGCCGUUCUGUGGCCUCAACAUCAUAAACCACUUCUACUGUGAUACAGCCCCAUUGCUCCAACUCUCCUGCACAGACACAGGGAUCAUUGAAUUAGUGGCCCUGGUGACAGCUGUUCUUACGCUGUUCAGCACGUUGACGGUCACCAUCAUCUCCUAUGGCUGUAUCAUCUCCACUGUCAUGCGCAUCCCAUCCUCCAUGGGCAGGAAAAAGGCCUUUUCCACCUGCUCCACUCAUCUCACGGUUGUGGUGAUAUUGUACAGUAGCUCCAUUUUCAGGUACAUCCGACCAAGUCAGCGCGGUGGGUGGGACUUUGACAACGUUAUGUCCUUUCUUUACACGGUGGUCACCCAGCUGUUUAAUCCCUACAUCUAUGCUCUCAGGAAUGAACAUGUCAAACAGGCCCUGAAGGAUGCUUGUGACAGGGAGAACAGAUUACAUGAUUGA
This is a messenger RNA of Trachemys scripta elegans, 972 nucleotides long. RefSeq names its product olfactory receptor 6C4-like. The transcript is spliced from 4 exons. The record is from RefSeq and is a predicted model, not a curated record. The coding region runs from base 1 to 972 and encodes 323 amino acids. Gene Ontology annotation, molecular function: olfactory receptor activity; G protein-coupled receptor activity. Gene Ontology annotation, cellular component: membrane. Gene Ontology annotation, biological process: G protein-coupled receptor signaling pathway. NCBI's taxonomy places the organism in Eukaryota, Metazoa, Chordata, Testudines, Emydidae.